UGCUUGGGGGGAAAACUACCGUAUAUAUGGUUUAUCUUAUCGCCUGCCGGGUCACCCUGUAUGCGCGACAAUGUUAACUAUAGGACAGCAGGCAAAGCAAAGCCAAGCAGCAAGCUAGUUAAAAUGCUCGCUGUUCGCUGGGGUUGCUCCACAGUCGCGUUUGCAUCGAUCGUGCGAACAGAUCACAAGCACAUCGCUGUUGGAUUCGGUUUUGGUAGAGCAAUCAACAAAGCGUUCACAGCAGGAGCAGCACCUGGAAUUGGGAAUAACAAGCGCCACAUCAUGUCAAGCCAAAGUCAGCUGAACACAUCGCAACUGCGCUUCGAGGAGAAGCCGCUGCAUGUGCCCGCUCUGGAGGAGCUGCAGAAUGUCAUACAGGGUGCGUUGGCGAAGAACUUCAAAACAGUCAGUGUUAGUGUGGGCGCUUGUCCCGAUCUGAAGGCCGCGCAAUACGGUCUAGUGGAGUCGGGUCUGGGUGGCAAACCCACCUUGCUGGAGGUUGGCGGUCCACCAUUUCUGCUGCCUCUCGUGCAGCGCGACAAGUUGUACAACAUUGCGGAGAUCACCCGACAGAUUCAAGGUCCCGGCAAGAUUUUUGCCGUUGGCGCAGGCGCUGGACCUUAUCCCAUUCGCAACUCCAACUGCGAGGGCAUCUACAAUCUGUCUGUGAGUGAGAAGGAUGUGCUGACCAAUGGCAGCUACACGGCCACAGUACGUGGCGAGCACGAGGAAUGCGUUCUGGAGCGCAUUCCCAACACCGAGCCACGUUGUGCACUGUUGCUUAAUUUGUAUCUGAGCCGCGGUGAGGCUGGUAAUGUGCUCAAGAUCAGUGCCAAGCAGCGUAAGGGAGAACUGAAUUUCAUCGAGUGCAUACGCAAGGGACUGGAGGAUCACUAUGGCGAUCAGGUGGUUGGCUUGGGUGGCAUCUUCGUGAUCAAAAAGGGUGCGGCGCAUCAGCACGUGAUGCGUGACUUCAGCAAAACGCCCAUUCACACCGAUGAGGAGGUGAAUCAGUGGCUCAAAUUUUACGAAAUGCCCGCUCAAUUGAAUGCGCUGGGCACACUGGUGACCAAGGAACACGAUCUGGAUCUGCGUCUACAACACUUUCACUCGUUCUCAUUCAGCAAUUGGGGCGGACACUAUCACUACGACACGACGCCUGAUAUCGUGGAGUAUGAGGCCUAUUUGAAUGUGGCCGAGCGUGUUGUGCGUGUGGACAAGCCUGUGGCCACGCACAAGGUGGGCAGGGAUUAAGGCAUUGAUGAUGACUAUAGCCCAAGGGCUAGCAACAAUUAUGUAUGAUAAACUAAUGGUAGACCCCAAAAAUAUAAAAAUAAACGCGUGAAAAGGUUUUGCUCGAUUUACAGAGUCUAGCAUUUAGCAAAGAGAGAACCAUUAGACGACGCACUUUUAGCCGCGUUUAGCCCGUCGGCGACGAAAACCUUGACGUAAUUGCCAGAAAUUGAGGCAGACAAAUUGACGGCUCAACUUUCUAUGCGCAGAUCAAUCAACAAGAAGCAACAGAAAAUAGAGAUGAGCACAGCUCCACUUUGAAUGAAUGCGCUCUCCCAGUUCUGGUUUUAUAACUCCGCUUGUUCACUCGCUGUCCAUUGUCCAGAGUUUCAGAGUGUUCAGCGUUUGGUCUAAUGAGAGAUUCAGAUACGGCGACUAGCUAAGCAGGCCGUAAAUAAUGCAACAAGCAUGCAGUAAUCUAUCUACUACAAUGUUUUUCUUCAUCUUCAUCUUUUCGCUAUUUUUUUUUUGGUUUUGCAUCGCUGAUCGUUAAUUAUUUAAUAGCUUGGUCUUCGUGCCGAAGAAGCCAAAAAGCAAAACUAUUAACUUGUUGUUUUUGCCAAUUUCUCAUCGUAUCGAAAAAAACUGGAUUGCAUUAUGCUCCAUAACAAUUGGUUUUAAUGACACUUGGAAAUUGCCCACGAACACACACAUACACACACACGACACACCCAUCCUCAGCAAUCUCACCAUCCAUCUCUCCAGCUUGGGAGAUUUCCAACUUACCCGCUCACAAAUUCGGGUUCAUUCAAGAAUUAUGCUGCUUCUAUUUAUAAUUUUGUUUUAUUUGGGUUUGAGGUCGCGGCCGCUUCUUCUACCGUUUGCUGCGAUGAACGCGACGAUUUAACGGAUAGAUUUCUAAUAUUUGCAUUUAAAAUAUUGAUCAUUGAAAUUCGGGCUACCUUCACUUCUCUCCCUCCCGACUGAUAGCGAGUCACACACACACACUCGAUUGAACCAAUUUAAUCUGCUAAGCGGGGCGAAAAAUGAGGAAGGUAUCUUUAUUGUAUUGUUGGCGGAGAAAUGCAAAUGCGAUUUCACAAACACAAAAAAAAGAAAAUAUCUUUUAUAUUGUCGUCGUCGUUGUCGUUGUUAUUGCUGUUUUUCUAGUCGCUUACACAUUUAUUCACAUUUUUUUUUUUUUAAACAACACAAUUUGCACUUUUUAUUAGCUGCCUUGCCUCGUUUUAAUCGACUGCGCAGCGCAGCGCAGCAAGCGAAGUUCGGAGUUGGAUCAGUUGCGAGUUGGAGUUGGGGGGGGAAUGGAAAGCCCGAAGCGCAGUCCGAAGUUGCGUCUGUUCGGCUGAAGCUCGCGUUGCAGACUGAAGCUACUGAAUGAAGUUGAGUUUAGGCCGCUUCAUCGGCUCUUCAAGCCGCCUGCCACUUAAGCUUGUUUGCUGCGGCUUGUUGUUUUGAGUCUGAGUCUGAGGUUGUUUUGUCUUGUGGCUGCCUUGAUUUUGAUUGAAAUUGUCGUUUAAUAUCCAUUUGAGCACAUUUGCCAUGACUAAAGUGCGUCAAGUGCAUAAAACAAUGCAGGCCAGCUGCAAGUUUCCAAUUCCCCGCAACCAGACCUGUUCCCAUUUGCCAUUGCCAAUUCGGUUGGGGGGGAUAACAUCAACAUCAAUAUGUUUGUUGUCUUGCUCCCGUUUGGUUAACCAAACGCCCAAAGGCGACCCGCCCAAAUGCCGUACAUUGAACCAGACCACAAACGACGUGAAAUUUGCACAAACACUUGGUCGAUACUCUGCCGGCACCUUAAUUGUGCCUGCUUGCAUAAUGAACCUCAACUGAAUCUGUUUGGGCUUUUGUUUUUAUACCGGGAACAAGCUUGUAUGCAGAUGCCACGAUUUUAAUUAAAAUUAACAACGAAAAUUGACACAACUUGUUCAGCAACAAGGGAAUAUUGCAACCACACAUCCUAGUAGUGUCAGCUCUCAUAGCAUUUUAAUAUUUAAUAAAACCGCUGUUCUUUGGAUUGGCAUAUAUAUAUGUAUAUCAUUUAAUUGUUGUAAAGCAUUGGCGCAAUAGUUUUGAAUUGUUAACAAUCUUAACUCUUAUCAAAAAGAACUACUUGAAAUAAAGAAAGCACAUUUUUUUAUUCAGCUACAAUCUAAAUAAUCUUCUUUUACAAUACGCAUAUGAACUGACAAUAAUUUCAAUUAAUAAAAGGCUUCGUUCUCAUUACGUACACCGAUUGCCUCAGAUUGCUUAGCUAGUUUAGCAAAUUUGUUCAACAAGAAACAAGACAUAGUCUAUUUAAAUUUAAAUUUGCAAAUCUCUUUGGAAAAGGCAUUGGAUGCCAAACGAAAAAUCAUAAGUAAUAAAAAGGAAAAUGUGGGGAAUCAACUUACAUAGUGUAAUGUUGUAAUUAUUUCGUUCGAUUGUUGUUCAUAAAUUAUGGGGGACCAUUUUAACAUUUGGAUUUACACUUGCAUAAAAAUUGUUCUAUACGCAUGCUAAAUCGCGACCAGAGAAAACAAAUGCAUAGAUGUCUUAGGAUGGCG
Messenger RNA from Drosophila nasuta, 3797 nucleotides. RefSeq names its product ester hydrolase C11orf54 homolog. Gene Ontology annotation, cellular component: nucleus. The transcript is spliced from 2 exons. The record is from RefSeq and is a predicted model, not a curated record. NCBI's taxonomy places the organism in Eukaryota, Metazoa, Arthropoda, Insecta, Diptera, Drosophilidae. Gene Ontology annotation, molecular function: zinc ion binding; hydrolase activity, acting on ester bonds. Bases 61 to 1254 code for a protein of 397 amino acids.